This is a messenger RNA of Homo sapiens (human), 7941 nucleotides long. It is a transcript of the gene ARFGEF1, whose product is annotated as ARF guanine nucleotide exchange factor 1. Bases 495 to 5897 code for a protein of 1800 amino acids. The transcript has 39 exons. NCBI's taxonomy places the organism in Eukaryota, Metazoa, Chordata, Mammalia, Primates, Hominidae. The record is from RefSeq and is marked reviewed. Gene Ontology annotation, molecular function: protein kinase A regulatory subunit binding; guanyl-nucleotide exchange factor activity. Gene Ontology annotation, biological process: exocytosis; regulation of ARF protein signal transduction; endomembrane system organization. Gene Ontology annotation, cellular component: trans-Golgi network; nuclear matrix; nucleolus.
GUUUCCUCCCAACAUGGCGGCCGGGGCAGGUCGGCGGUGAUGGGGGCCAGUUCGCGGCCGCGGCGGGUGCUAAUCCCCACAGUAGCCAGGGUAGCCCUUCUCUCGCGGUGCCUCUGAGAGCCGCCGCCACCUCGUCCCUCAGUUCCCGGCAGACAGCCGCCCGGGCCGGGCUCCCUCACCGCCACCAGGGCCGGAGGGACGAGUGAGAGGGGCGGCCGGGACGCGACCCCCGGGCCGGGAGAAGCGGAGGCCCGACGGGCGCGGCCCUCGAGGUACGGCUUCUUGGGGGCGGCGAGGACCUCGACGCCCUUCGCCGACACCGCGGCUGGUCCCGCUCGCCCGCCCCUUCCUGAUCCUGCCGCUGCCCUCCACGCCUCCAAUCCCCCACCUCCACCCCCUCUCCUUUCUCUCUUCUCUUCCUUCCUCUCCUCCUCCUCCCCUCCAGCCGCUGGGAGCCGCGGGUCGGACGAGCCGCCGCCUCCUUCUCUGCGUCCAUGUAUGAGGGGAAGAAGACGAAGAACAUGUUCCUGACCCGGGCUCUGGAGAAGAUAUUGGCCGACAAGGAAGUGAAGAAGGCGCAUCACUCCCAGCUGCGCAAAGCUUGCGAGGUGGCGUUAGAGGAAAUAAAAGCGGAAACUGAAAAACAGAGUCCUCCUCAUGGAGAAGCAAAAGCUGGAUCAAGCACCCUUCCACCAGUGAAAUCAAAGACAAAUUUUAUUGAAGCAGACAAGUACUUCUUGCCUUUUGAGUUGGCAUGCCAGUCCAAAUGUCCUCGCAUAGUUAGUACAUCUCUAGAUUGCUUACAGAAACUUAUUGCUUAUGGGCACUUGACUGGCAAUGCUCCAGAUAGUACAACACCAGGCAAAAAAUUAAUUGAUAGAAUUAUUGAAACAAUAUGUGGCUGCUUUCAGGGCCCUCAGACAGAUGAAGGAGUUCAGCUGCAGAUAAUAAAGGCUUUACUUACUGCAGUAACAUCACAACACAUAGAAAUUCAUGAAGGGACUGUACUGCAAGCUGUGAGAACAUGUUACAAUAUCUACUUAGCAAGCAAAAAUCUCAUCAAUCAGACAACAGCCAAAGCUACUCUCACUCAGAUGCUAAAUGUUAUCUUUGCACGCAUGGAAAACCAAGCAUUACAGGAAGCAAAACAAAUGGAAAAAGAAAGGCAUCGGCAGCAUCAUCAUCUGUUACAGUCUCCAGUAAGCCAUCACGAGCCUGAAUCACCUCAACUUAGAUAUUUGCCACCUCAGACUGUUGAUCAUAUAUCCCAAGAACACGAAGGGGACCUUGACCUCCAUACAAAUGAUGUAGAUAAAAGUCUUCAGGAUGACACAGAGCCUGAAAAUGGAUCUGAUAUUUCCAGUGCAGAAAAUGAACAGACUGAAGCUGAUCAGGCAACUGCAGCUGAAACAUUAUCUAAAAAUGAAGUGUUAUAUGACGGAGAAAACCAUGAUUGUGAGGAAAAGCCACAAGACAUUGUACAGAACAUUGUAGAAGAAAUGGUGAACAUUGUUGUUGGAGAUAUGGGAGAAGGGACUACUAUAAAUGCAAGUGCAGAUGGCAACAUUGGAACUAUAGAGGAUGGUAGUGACAGUGAAAAUAUUCAAGCAAAUGGAAUUCCAGGAACACCAAUUUCUGUUGCAUAUACACCAUCCUUACCUGAUGAUAGAUUGUCAGUCUCUUCCAAUGAUACUCAGGAAUCUGGAAAUUCUUCAGGACCUUCACCUGGUGCUAAGUUUUCCCACAUUUUACAAAAGGAUGCCUUUCUAGUAUUCAGGUCAUUGUGUAAACUGUCAAUGAAACCACUGUCAGAUGGACCACCAGAUCCAAAGUCUCAUGAACUACGAUCCAAGAUUCUUUCAUUGCAGUUACUUCUAUCCAUUCUGCAGAAUGCAGGACCUAUUUUCAGGACAAAUGAGAUGUUUAUUAAUGCUAUUAAGCAGUAUCUUUGUGUUGCACUCUCAAAAAAUGGAGUCUCAUCUGUUCCAGAGGUUUUUGAGCUUUCUCUUUCUAUAUUUCUUACUUUGUUGUCAAAUUUCAAGACACAUCUGAAGAUGCAAAUUGAGGUGUUCUUUAAAGAAAUUUUCUUAUACAUUUUGGAAACUUCUACCAGCUCAUUUGAUCACAAAUGGAUGGUUAUUCAGACACUGACGAGGAUUUGUGCAGAUGCUCAGAGUGUAGUGGAUAUUUAUGUAAACUAUGACUGUGACUUAAAUGCAGCCAAUAUAUUUGAAAGACUAGUAAAUGAUCUAUCAAAAAUUGCUCAAGGAAGGGGCAGUCAAGAACUUGGUAUGAGUAAUGUUCAGGAAUUGAGCCUGAGGAAAAAAGGUUUAGAAUGCUUAGUGUCGAUUUUGAAGUGUAUGGUUGAAUGGAGUAAGGAUCAGUAUGUGAAUCCCAACUCCCAGACAACUCUUGGUCAGGAAAAACCCUCAGAGCAAGAGAUGAGUGAAAUCAAACACCCUGAGACAAUAAACAGAUACGGAAGUUUAAAUUCCCUGGAGUCAACAUCAUCAUCAGGAAUAGGCAGCUACAGUACACAGAUGUCUGGCACUGAUAAUCCAGAACAAUUUGAGGUCCUAAAGCAACAAAAAGAAAUAAUAGAACAAGGGAUAGAUUUAUUUAAUAAGAAACCAAAGAGAGGAAUACAGUACCUCCAAGAACAAGGGAUGCUUGGCACCACACCUGAAGAUAUUGCCCAAUUCUUACAUCAAGAGGAAAGAUUAGACUCUACUCAAGUGGGUGAGUUCCUGGGAGAUAAUGAUAAAUUUAACAAAGAAGUCAUGUAUGCAUAUGUGGACCAACAUGACUUUUCAGGAAAAGACUUCGUUUCAGCCCUUCGUAUGUUUCUAGAAGGAUUUCGUCUUCCAGGGGAAGCUCAGAAAAUCGAUCGAUUAAUGGAAAAAUUUGCUGCAAGAUACCUAGAAUGCAACCAAGGACAAACUCUCUUUGCUAGUGCGGAUACAGCUUAUGUUUUGGCUUAUUCAAUUAUCAUGUUGACCACAGACCUUCACAGUCCACAGGUGAAAAAUAAAAUGACAAAGGAACAAUACAUUAAGAUGAAUAGAGGUAUCAAUGACAGUAAAGACCUUCCUGAAGAGUAUCUAUCAGCCAUCUAUAAUGAAAUAGCUGGGAAAAAGAUAUCAAUGAAAGAAACAAAAGAACUAACAAUCCCUACAAAAUCAAGUAAACAGAAUGUAGCCAGUGAAAAACAAAGAAGACUUCUGUAUAACUUAGAAAUGGAGCAGAUGGCCAAGACAGCUAAAGCACUCAUGGAGGCCGUGAGCCAUGUUCAGGCACCCUUUACAAGUGCAACACAUUUGGAGCAUGUGAGGCCCAUGUUUAAGUUGGCUUGGACGCCUUUUCUGGCUGCAUUCAGUGUGGGUCUACAAGAUUGUGAUGAUACUGAAGUAGCCUCUCUUUGCCUGGAAGGUAUAAGAUGUGCAAUCAGAAUUGCAUGCAUUUUCAGCAUUCAGCUGGAGAGAGAUGCAUAUGUCCAGGCACUAGCAAGAUUUACCUUACUCACAGUGAGUUCCGGUAUUACUGAAAUGAAACAGAAGAACAUUGACACAAUAAAAACACUUAUCACAGUGGCUCAUACAGAUGGAAAUUAUUUAGGAAAUUCAUGGCAUGAGAUUCUGAAGUGCAUCAGUCAGUUGGAGCUGGCACAGCUUAUAGGAACUGGAGUGAAACCUCGAUACAUUUCUGGAACAGUGCGAGGCAGAGAAGGAUCUCUUACUGGAACAAAAGAUCAGGCUCCUGAUGAAUUUGUGGGUUUAGGGCUAGUUGGAGGAAAUGUGGACUGGAAACAGAUAGCAAGUAUUCAGGAAUCCAUUGGAGAAACCAGUUCUCAGAGUGUUGUUGUUGCUGUAGAUAGAAUAUUCACAGGAUCUACAAGGCUAGAUGGAAAUGCCAUUGUGGAUUUUGUCCGUUGGCUCUGUGCUGUGUCUAUGGAUGAAUUACUUUCCACGACACACCCAAGAAUGUUUAGUCUACAAAAAAUAGUAGAAAUAUCAUAUUACAACAUGGGAAGAAUAAGAUUACAGUGGUCUCGAAUUUGGGAAGUUAUUGGAGAUCAUUUUAAUAAGGUUGGGUGUAAUCCUAAUGAAGAUGUAGCUAUUUUUGCAGUAGACUCCUUGAGGCAGUUGUCAAUGAAGUUCUUAGAGAAAGGGGAGCUUGCUAACUUCAGAUUCCAGAAGGAUUUCUUAAGACCUUUUGAACAUAUAAUGAAACGGAACAGGUCUCCAACAAUUCGAGAUAUGGUUGUACGGUGUAUAGCACAGAUGGUUAAUUCUCAAGCUGCUAACAUUCGAUCUGGAUGGAAGAACAUUUUCUCUGUAUUUCAUCUAGCUGCAUCUGAUCAAGAUGAAAGCAUAGUGGAACUUGCAUUCCAAACAACCGGGCACAUUGUCACCCUUGUAUUUGAAAAACACUUUCCAGCGACCAUUGAUUCUUUCCAGGAUGCAGUGAAGUGUUUGUCUGAAUUUGCGUGCAAUGCAGCUUUCCCAGACACAAGUAUGGAAGCAAUUCGACUUAUUCGCCAUUGUGCAAAAUAUGUGUCUGAUAGACCUCAGGCUUUCAAGGAAUACACAAGCGAUGAUAUGAACGUAGCACCUGAAGACAGGGUGUGGGUGAGAGGAUGGUUCCCAAUUCUCUUUGAGUUAUCCUGUAUCAUCAAUAGAUGCAAAUUAGAUGUAAGAACCAGGGGUUUAACAGUAAUGUUUGAAAUAAUGAAAACAUAUGGCCACACUUAUGAGAAACACUGGUGGCAGGAUUUAUUUAGAAUUGUUUUCAGAAUCUUUGACAAUAUGAAAUUGCCAGAACAACAGACAGAGAAAGCUGAAUGGAUGACAACAACUUGCAAUCAUGCACUUUAUGCAAUCUGUGAUGUAUUCACUCAGUAUUUAGAAGUACUCAGUGAUGUACUUUUGGAUGACAUUUUUGCUCAGCUCUACUGGUGUGUGCAGCAAGACAAUGAGCAGUUAGCGCGAUCUGGUACAAACUGUUUAGAGAAUGUUGUUAUUCUGAAUGGUGAAAAAUUUACCCUAGAAAUCUGGGAUAAAACUUGCAACUGCACACUGGAUAUCUUCAAAACCACAAUCCCACAUGCGCUGUUGACCUGGCGACCCAAUUCUGGAGAAACUGCCCCCCCACCUCCAUCUCCUGUAAGUGAAAAGCCAUUGGAUACAAUAUCACAGAAGUCUGUAGAUAUUCAUGAUUCUAUUCAACCAAGGUCUGUGGAUAACAGACCACAAGCACCACUGGUUUCUGCGUCUGCUGUUAAUGAAGAAGUCAGCAAAAUUAAAUCUACAGCAAAAUUUCCAGAACAAAAAUUGUUUGCUGCCCUGUUGAUUAAAUGUGUUGUGCAGCUGGAACUCAUCCAGACUAUCGACAACAUUGUCUUCUUCCCAGCCACAAGUAAGAAAGAAGAUGCAGAAAACUUAGCUGCAGCACAGAGAGAUGCGGUGGACUUUGAUGUUCGCGUUGAUACUCAAGACCAAGGAAUGUACCGCUUUUUAACAUCACAACAACUUUUUAAGCUACUGGACUGCUUAUUAGAGUCACAUAGAUUUGCAAAAGCGUUUAAUUCCAACAACGAACAGAGGACUGCCCUGUGGAAAGCAGGAUUCAAAGGCAAAUCCAAGCCCAACCUUCUGAAGCAGGAGACCAGCAGCCUGGCCUGUGGGCUGCGCAUUCUCUUCCGGAUGUACAUGGAUGAGAGCCGCGUUAGUGCCUGGGAGGAGGUCCAGCAGAGGCUUUUGAAUGUCUGCAGUGAAGCACUAAGUUACUUCCUCACUCUAACAUCAGAAAGUCAUCGAGAAGCCUGGACUAACUUACUGCUUUUGUUUCUAACUAAAGUUCUAAAGAUAAGUGAUAAUAGGACCAAACGGACCCUGUGAGCAUGGGGCUGCCAGUGAAAGGAGGAUGCCUGGGAAUGAAAUCAAUAGAAGAGAUGCAGAAAGCCUACGGAAAAACAGCGUGCUGAUACUAUUUGACACAGCAAUGAUUAUUUCUUACCUUUGGCACCUUCCUGCAUUUUUAUUCUGUUCAGCCUCUUCUGCUGCUCUCUUAGCAGGGCUUGCUGCUGAAUCUCUAAGGUGUGAUGAUCUCUUGGAGGAUCCAGGUACAUAAAUUUCAGAUCAACUCGUGUUUCUGAAUCUGGUAUAAAAAAUAUGUUAUAUAACUAAGUUAAAUGUUGUUUUCAAAUGGGAUUUUGUAAAACUUCACUGUAAGUAACAUGAGUAACCUAAUUUCAAAAUCAAGGAAAUGAUAGAAAUAGUGAAACAUCACUAAAGUCAAAGGACAGUAAAAUAGCCACAAAACUAAAGAAUAUGAAAUUAAUAUUCUUUAAUAAGUGUCUUUUCACAAACUUACCAACAUAAGGAAUACCCCAGAACAAGCAGUGGAUGUUGCAUUGUCCAUCUCUACCUGUCCUAGCCCUGCCAGGAUGCCACCCAGAACACAGACUACGUGCAGGUAUAUCCAAGCAGAUGGUCACAUGGCUAUGACUAAGGCAGCCAUGAGACACUGUAAUCACGGCUGAUCUCUAAAAUAUACUGGAAACGUGAAAAAAUAAUGUUACUGGCCAAUUAAUAUUUUAGUCCUUACAAAUAUCAUGCAGAAAGCAAGAUAAAUGUAGACUGGCUGGAACUUGAGGGGGAAUGCCAUUUCUUUUUUUUUUUUUUUCUUGAGACGGAGUCUUGCUCUGUCGCCCAGGCUGGAGUGCAGUGGCACGGUCUUGGCUCACUGCCAGCUCUGCCUCCUGGGUUCAUGCCAUUCUCCUGCCUCAGUCUCCCAAGUAGCUGGGACUACAAGCACCCACCACUAUGCCCGGCUAAUUUUUCUUGUAGUUUUUAGUAGAGACGAGGUUUCACUAUGUUGGCCAGGCUGGUCUUGAACUCCUGACCUCGUGAUCCACACGCCUCGGCCUCUCAAAGUGCUGGGAUUACAGGCAUUAGCCACUGUGCCUGGCCAAGAAUAAAAAUUUUUUAAUCUUGAGAAGAAACAUACAGUUCAUACAUAUAAAAAGCCUUGAAAAUAUUAUUCCCUUUGACUCACUAAUUACACUGCUGGAAUAUAAAGAAAUGAUCCUAAAUAUAUAUGUAGUUUUAUGGUCCUAAAUAUGUAUAAAGCUUUAUGAUCAGAAAUUAUCAAAAGAACAAAAUAGUGAAAAUGGUUAACAGCCAUUUUCAGAAGUUAACAGAAGUUUCUGGACACAUAAACUUGGAUUGGUCCCUGGCUUCACUGCUUCCAAACUCAUUAAAAAAACAAUACCAACCACCAAGUCAUGGGUGAAUGAGGGCAAGAUGUAGUAACACAGGGAAAUGAACAGCCCAAUUCUAUGGCUUAAACCUUUUUGGUCUCAAGAUCUUUUUUACACUCUUAAAAAUUGAGGACCCCAAAGAGCUUUACUUAUGUAUGUCACACACACACACGCCAUAUUAGAAAUUAAAACUAAGAGAUUCCUAAAACACAAGAAUACACAAGGACACAUUUUGCUAGCUUCAAAGAGAUGAAAUCAUUACAUGUCAUGUAGUCUCUGGCCAAUCUAUAUACACAUGAGAGAAUGAGAAUGAAAAAGACAAAUAAUGUCUUAGUUUAUAAUACAAACAGUUUUGACUUCAGACCAAACUCCUCAUGAGACCCACUGGGUUAACACAAUGCCUGGCAGAUAGUAAGUAAUCAAUAUUUGAUAGCAUAAAAAAUAACAGUAUACGUAAUUGAUAAUACGUGUAAAUCUAGGUGAAAAACAAUAGAGAAAAUUAAAUAAAUAACACAAUUUAUCUUUUUUUUUCUUUUAAUUAUGCUCAGAAAGACUAGAAAACAUCCAAAAUGAUAAUGGUACUUACAUAUAGGUAGUUUGACUAAAGUGAUUUUUCCUUCUUACUAUCUUUCUGUAUUUUGAAAAUUUGCUAUAAUAAACAGAUAGUAUUUUCAAAAGGA